Messenger RNA from Branchiostoma floridae (Florida lancelet), 2435 nucleotides. Its product is annotated as kelch repeat and BTB domain-containing protein 7-like. Gene Ontology annotation, molecular function: protein binding. The record is from RefSeq and is a predicted model, not a curated record. Lineage: Eukaryota; Metazoa; Chordata; Leptocardii; Amphioxiformes; Branchiostomatidae. Bases 1 to 1455 code for a protein of 484 amino acids. The transcript is spliced from 5 exons.
AUGGAUGAUAGUUACAUCUACUCUGGAACCCUCCAUGUGUCCCUGGACAAAGUGCAGCCCCUGUACCAGGCAGCUGACCUCCUCCAACUGGACUAUGUGAGAGACACCUGCAGCAGCUACAUGGCCAUGAACGUGGGGCGCUCCACCUGUGUGGACCUGUACAAGUUUUCUGAUGUCUUCUCUGUGGACAGUGUCCAGAAACCUUGUCUGCAUUUGAUCCAUAGAAACUUUGCUGAGGUUGCCUCCAGUGAGGAGUUUUGCAGCAUGAGUGUGAAUCAGCUGACUGAGAUCAUCAGCCACGAUGAGCUGGAUGUUAAAGAGGAGACAAAAGUGUGGGAGGCUGUGGUGAGAUGGGUGCAGUACAGCAAGCAGGACAGACUGCACCACCUACCCAGCAUCCUCCCUCACAUCCGCUACAACCUGCUGACCUCAGAUGACACUGCAGCCAUCUUGGAGCACCCCCUGGUCAGGGAGGAUCCUGGGAGUUCUGAAGUCAUCAGGAAUAUGGUACAGAAAGGGAACCCUGACCUGAAGCCGAGGCUUGGGAUGACUACAGAAAUGAUUCUGAUGUACAAUUCAGACUACAAUUCCAAGGAUCUCUUUUUCAUGAACCCUCGUGAAGGGAAGUACAUCAGCUGCACGUACAAGCAAGAAGACCUCCCUCCUGCCAGAACCAUGACAGUCACCAGUGAUAAUGACAUUUAUAUCAUGCAAUCAGAAGAUAGGAAGUUAUCCCUGUUUAAAUACAACCAUGCAGAAAACGUGUGGAAACAAGUUGGUGUGUCCUCCUCUAAUGGACCAGCAGAUGACUUGUAUGAGACAAACUUUUAUGAAGUUGAUGGGGUUUUAUAUUACCUUGCUGUUAAUCCUGAGGAAGAGCGACCUUUGCUGCAGGUGAUAAAGUACAACCCGCACACGAACCAGUGGCAGGAGUGUUCACAGCUGCAACUCAGGGAAACUUUAUACCACAGUGCAACAGUGCCCUGCGGUUCACAUCUCUAUUUCCUCAGAAGUGAGGAAGUGCAUUGCUACAACCCAAGUCAGGACCAGUGGAGCAAGCGGACUCCACCUAUCGACGUUCCUGAUCCCUGUACAGCCGUUGCCAUGGGAACAAAUAUUUUCUGCAUUGAUUUUGAAUUCACUCAGACUCUGGUGUACAACACAGAGUCAGACUGUUGGCAGGUACUGCAAGGCUGGCCCAAUCCACGAAACCUUGGUAUGAAGUACCGUCCAACUCUUUUCGUAAUGGAAAACCAGCUGCAUGCACUGUUGGACGUUGAUGACCCUGACAGAGAAUGGUCACCAACAUCCUGUACGCAUCACGUAUAUGUGUAUGACAGGUCUGCUGAUGCCUGGAGAGACUUGAAGACCACCCUACCUGAUGAGAAAUAUGAUACGUAUGGUCCUCACUGCCCUGUGGCACGAUUGUACCUGCCAUAUCUUAAGGAGACAUAAAAACACAUCACUUCUACACUUUUAUUGCUAACGUGAAGGAAAGAGACACAAAAAUACACAUCACUUCUUACGUCUUUAUUGUUAAUGUGAAGGAUAAGGAAGUAGAGACUACAGAGCAAGACUGAUUGAAGACAUUUUUUUUUAGAUCUCAACAAUGAGAUAGAUAUGCUAGAUUUUAUACUUUUAGAUAGGGACAUCUUUCUUUAAGAGACAGAACUGAUGAUUUCCUAAAGUUUAACAGCAGGAAUUACUAUAUACCUUUAUCUCGAGCACAUUCCUAGUUAGUAUACUGGCAAUUUAUGGUACAUUUGGUGUGACCGGGAUACACAGAAAGAUAUGCCCUUUAUAAAACCUUUAUCAUCAUUGUACAUAUAAUUCAACUUGUAUGUUUUAUAUUUCGGUUUGUGUGUCGUGAUGAACGUUGUAUUUGUAGGUCACCUUACAAUUUCGUUUCAAAGCCAUUUGCAAAGUUACGCACAUUAGAUUAAAACCAAAGGGUUCGAAAUACACAUACUUAACUUGCAAUUUGCAUGUAAUUUUUGAGAUUUGCAUGUAAAAAUAUUCUGAACUUGCAAGCUUGCAUGCUGAAAAUACCAGGCCUAUAGUAAAAUACAGAGGACACUGUCUGGCGGGGAUCGUCACCGGUCGUCAAUAGGUGUUAUAAUUGACGUGACUAUGGUUUAAAUCUCCAAGGAGAUCCUACGAUGCCAUAAAAUAGUAUCAAAGCUCUGUCCGUGAAGCAUAGCCGGUUAAAGGGAGUGAGACGGACACCGGUAGUAGACGCACCCCUCUGCCAGCUUUUGAUACUAUCUUAUGCUACCGUACGGUCUGCUUGGAGAUUACUAUGAUUUAAAGUUAUGUACUAUGUGUAAAUUGAGUGAAUAUUGCCCUACUUUUUUUUGUAAAAUUUCGUGGUCAGAGCUUGUGAACAGGAACAAAUAAUUGUUUGAGAAAAUAAAAACGUACAUGUGUUAACAGCG